Molecule: messenger RNA, 2054 nt
Organism: Morus notabilis
Lineage: Eukaryota; Viridiplantae; Streptophyta; Magnoliopsida; Rosales; Moraceae
Product: 5' exonuclease Apollo
Exons: 4
Biological process (GO): protection from non-homologous end joining at telomere; interstrand cross-link repair; double-strand break repair via nonhomologous end joining
Molecular function (GO): 5'-3' DNA exonuclease activity; damaged DNA binding
Source: RefSeq, a predicted model, not a curated record
CACAGAAACGAAGAGAGAGAAAGAGGGAGAGAGAAGAAGAUGCCGAUCGAAAUGCCGAAAGGGCUUCCAUUCUCGGUGGACACAUGGAGUCCGUCUUCGAAGACGAAGAAGAGACACCAUUUCUUGACCCACGCCCACCGCGAUCACUCCUCCGGCAUCGCCGCCCAUUUCUCCUUCCCUAUCUACUCCACCGACCUCACCAUUUCCCUCCUCCUUCAACAAUUCCCCAAGCUUGAUGAUUCCUUGUUCGUGAGAAUUGAGGUUGGACAGUCGAUUGUCGUGGAUGACCCCGACGGGUCCUUCGUGGUUACGGCUUUCGACGCGAAUCAUUGCCCUGGAGCUGUAAUGUUCCUGUUUGAAGGGAAUUUUGGUAACAUUCUGCACACAGGAGAUUGCAGGCUGUCACCCGAGUGUUUGCGGAAUUUACCAGAGAAGUAUCUGGGCAAGAAAGGAGGAAAACCCAAGUGUCCACUUGAUUUUGUUUUUUUAGAUUGCACUUUUGGAAAAUUCUCUAGAAUGAUGCCCAGUAAGCAUGCAGCUAUCCGACAGGUUAUUAAUUGCAUAUGGAAGCAUCCUGAAGCAGCUGUGGUUUAUCUAACUUGUGAUCUUCUCGGCCAGGAAGAGAUAUUGGCUGCCGUGUCUAGGACAUUUGGAUCCAAGAUAUAUGUUGACAAGGAAGCUAAUUCCGAGUGUUUCAAUGCUUUGACACUUCUAGUUCCUGAAAUCCUCUCCCAAGAUCCAUCUUCCCGGUUCCAUUUGUUUGAUGGGUUUCCUAAACUGUAUGAAAGAGCAAAAGCAAAGCUUGUGCAGGCCCAAGCUAACUCAAAGCCAGAACCCCUCAUAAUCCGCCCUUCUGCCCAGUGGUAUGCGUGUGAGGACGAGGGUUCAUCGGAUGAAAGACGGACAAAACUAAGAAUGAAUGAAUCAAUAAGGGACCAGUUUGGUGUUUGGCACGUUUGUUAUUCAAUGCACUCUUCCAGAGACGAAUUGGAAUGGGCCUUGCAACUUCUUGCUCCUAAAUGGGUUAUUUCAACAACCCCAAGUUGCGUGGCUAUGGAACUUGAUUAUGUAAAGAAGCAUUGUUUCACUGCUCGACUAUCUCCAAAUGAUCCUCUUUGGAAGCUUCUAGACAUUAGUUUAGAAGUGUCUUUAAAUGGAUAAGUAUCGGAUGAAACUGUGGAUUGUUCUCCAGCCCUUGAAAAGCCGUCUCAAAGUUCUAGUGAUUCUCAACUGCAGCCAGUAAAAAUUCUCACUUCUCAAAAAGAACACUUCAAUCCGUCUCCUCCAAGAAAAAGACCACUGAUCACUUUAUUCGGGAGAGCCAGACUUGGUAUCCAGGAAUGUCCCCGGUUGGAACAGAAGAAAAUAUCAAAGAUAGAUAAAGAUGAACCUUCUCAAGCAGUUGACAAAAAGUUAGAACAGGAAUUCUCAUGUCAAGAGGAAAAAAUCUGUAAAGUUACUUGGACAGAGCCAGUAGUGAACAGUCUGCCAGUGGAAGUGAACGAAAUACGAAACGAGGGGCAUGCAGAGAAACAAACAGAAGUUCAAAAGUGUAAGAAUCAAUCUACUGUCGGGCCUAGAAAGAUCUUCAAUGAAAAUUUCAGAAAACUAUACAGGUCGAUGAAUGUUCCUGUUCCACAGCCACUUCCUUCAUUGAAGCGUCUUUUGAACAGCACCAAACGUGUCAAGAGGGAGUACAAGUUUUAGUUUCGCAUUCCCUUCAUUCAAUCUAUAUCGAAUCACUAAUUCGUUUGUUAUACACAAGUCGGCGUAGAUUGGCUAGAACCAGGCAAAAAUAAUAACAGUUAUACAGGUGAUUAUUUCUGCAAAGCAUAGAAGACACCAGACUGGAUUCUGUUGUAUACAAGUUUCCUGAAAGAUACGAUCUUGUAUCAAUUAAUAUUCUUUGGUGAAACUGAUUUGUAUUCUAUUGCAGGGCUCAAACUGAUUUGUAUUUGAGCCCUGCUUCGUUACUUUUAAUAAUCAAUUUGUAUGAGCAAUGCCAUCAUAGGUACCAUAAAAUUCUCCAACACAGUUCAACGUGAGACCUUUGA